GGUCCGGCUCAUUCAGUGCUUGGCUUCAUGGAAUCGGCGCGGUGUAGUGUUUUGUGCGCAGGUAGUGACUUGGUGGAGGGAUAUAGGAUUAGCUUACUUCAAAGCACAUCAAAGGGCGCGUAGUUAUAUCUCAAUAAGAGCAGACGACACUUUAAGCAAAAUGGAAGCUACGAAAGCGAGCAGACGAGAAAUGAAGGAAAUUGAAGACUUUGUGAAAGAUUGAAAUUUAAGGAAAGGAUUUUUAAGUGGGACAGAGAUUUAGUUAACUAUGUUGAAUGUGUUUCCCCUCUUGGCGGGGGUAUGUGUCUGUGUGGGGGUGGGGGUAGCGGGCACGGGGAGAGGAACGGCGUUCCGGAACGAUUACCUCGUGUCCGACAGGGCAGACGAAUAUGAUCCAGAAGAUUUUCCUAAUCUCAGCACAAAUGGAGACGAGGAAAUACGAACGCGACCCCCGCUUGACCCCAAAGGCAGCUGGUUAGAAUUCGUCCGCCAUUCAGACAGGAUAAACAAUAGGAAAAUGUCAAAGAAUAAACGGAAGAAAAAAAGAAAAACAUUGGUAAGAAAGACAAGCCAAGGCUCCCUUUUGCGUUCCUCUGAGCCGAAGGCCCAACACGGCCCCAUAGGUCCCCCCGGCCCGCCUGGCCCCCAGGGUCCCGCAGGUCCCCCCGGGGCGGUCAUCACCAAGGAGGAGAUGCUGGCAGAGUUCAGAACAAUGGUGAAAGAGGCUGCGGAAAAGAGAGCAGAAGAAUUAUUAACAGAGAGAUGCGAAGCCUGCAGUUCCCUCCUGAACGGAAGUUACGUAUUACCACCGGAAGUGGAUGAGGUGCUGCUCGUACCACGGGUCACAGUGGCAUUCCACAUGCGCCUGCGCAGUAACAUCAUCGUUGCUCGGAGGACUUUUAUGGAGCUGAAAAAUUUUCACCAGCCGUUUGGUGGCGGGGCUUUCCACAGAGGGGAUGUCUUCAACGCCCGAGACGGCCGCUUUGUGGCACCACGUGAUGGGGUCUACCACUUUGCUGCUAAUUUGCAUAUUCAAAUCAAGAAGAAGGGUCGAGGCAGCAAACGUUUGAGGAAGCGGGACAACAUCAAGGUCCAAGUCUGCAUAGACUCAUUGUGCCAGAAAAACACGUCCCUCGAGUACGUAACGGGUCUCGAGACCAACAGCAAGCUCUUCACAACCAGCGUCAGUGGACUGUUGGAACUAAAGGCCGGGCAGUAUGCAUCAGUCUACAUGGAUAACUCUUCCGGUAUCGUUGUCAGGAUACAGAACGGAUCAGACUUUACUGGGAUUCUCUUCGGCGUUUAGCAGUGCAUGCCGGGACAUGUGACGUCACUACCUCUUUGACAUUUUGUCAUGAAUCUGAGCAGAAACAAUUUCAAGAUCACGUGACUUGGCACGUCGUUUAACACUGCUGCAUUUACCUCGUAUCGCGGUUCCCCAAAGGUUGUGAAAGGAUUGUCACGUGAUCGACCUUUGCUGCUCUUUCCGGCUGCUGGUGAUAUACAACAUGGCCUCCGACCAGGUUACGAUUGUUUUGUCUGUAUAUUGUUGAGCUAGUCCAUGUUGUGUGAAGGCGAGAAAGAACACCUUGAUGGUUACUGAUCACAUGACAAAACAGGUGACUUGAAGGUUGAUCACAUAUGGACAUGAACUGCCAGAAAAGGUCAUGGUGAUUCUUGAUGGGUGUUUUGAAUUCAGAUUGACCGUGAAGUUAAAGAAGAAUGAAUUUAAAGAAUACAUAUCAAGUUCUUAACAAUCACAAACGAACGUGUGGAACUCCCCUGGUUGAAAUCGACGAACCCUUGUUGAUGUGUGUCGGGCAGUCAAGUUGUUUAGGUUCACGGUUCGACACCAAAUCAUGACGCAAAGCUAGGCACGAGGACUGUUGCCUAUGUGAACAAUGACUUAUAAGCCAGGUGUUGUGAAUAUUCAGUUCUACGUAUAUAGCGACAUUUUGACAUCACCGAUGUAUCUACUUUCAUCUGCCUUACAUCAGUAGCCCGAAGCUUCAGGCCACGUUUCUAUGGCGACUAUAAUGGUAUUCCUUCGUGAUAGUAUUCCUUGAUAAAUCCGCAAAGUAGAGUUGACAGUGAACAGGAAGUAAUAUGCGUCCGUGACACUAUCAAAAAACACAAAGUUCGUGAAAUUAAGUUUUUAAAGAACGCCAGUUACGGGAUCUGAAGUUUCGGACUACUUCAAUGUCCCGACUCCAUGUGACGUUUAUAUAUUUCUGUACUCUGAGUCAUCGGUUAAUAGAAUGCAUGAACACGUGAUUUAUGACCUUCUUUAGUGAUUGUAUAAAACUAUUUAUUGUCAUAGGAAUUACCGUGCUUUGCGUUGUUUUGUUUUUAAUAACUUAAAGAGAUCGCCUACCCUAAACUCUUUAACCCUGGGGUCGCUGACAGCGACAAAGUGAAUGAGUAAGUAUAGUUUUACGCCGUUUUUAGAAAUUGGCAUUCCGGUAAUAUCCAGCAGAAAAAGGGCUGCACAC
This is a messenger RNA of Haliotis rufescens (red abalone), 2492 nucleotides long. RefSeq names its product adipolin-like. The record is from RefSeq and is a predicted model, not a curated record. The coding region runs from base 269 to 1306 and encodes 345 amino acids. The transcript is spliced from 8 exons. Gene Ontology annotation, molecular function: hormone activity. Lineage: Eukaryota; Metazoa; Mollusca; Gastropoda; Lepetellida; Haliotidae.